CGGCCGAGCGUCCGGUCCCCGACCCGGGUCUCAGCGGCGCUGUCCCGCGGCGCCGGUUCCCGGCAGCACCCCGACGCACCCCCAGAAUGGCGCAAAAGAAAUAUCUCCAAGCAAAAUUGACCCAGUUUUUAAGGGAAGACCGAAUUCAGCUUUGGAAACCUCCAUACACAGAUGAAAAUAAAGAAGUUGGCUUGGCACUGAAGGACCUUGCCAAGAAGUACUCUGACAAGCUAGAAUGUUGUGAAAAUGAAGUGGAAAAGAUAAUAGAAGAAAUACGUUGCAAAGCAAUUGAGCGUGGCACGGGAAAUGAAAAUUAUAAAACAACAGGAAUUGCUACAAUCGAGAUAUUUUUACCUCCCCGACUAAGAAAAGAGCGGAAGAACCUGCUGGAGACCCGACUGCACAUCAGUGGCCAAGAACUGAGGUCAAAAAUAGCCGAGACCUUUGGAUUCCAAGAAAAUUAUAUCAAAAUCGUCAUCAACAAGAAACAGCUUCAACUAGGGAAAACUCUCGAAGAACAAGGAGUGACGCACAACGUGAAAGCGAUGGUGCUCGAACUGAAACAGUCCGAGGAGGACGUGAGGAAAAACUUCCAGGUGGAAGAAGAAGAGCAAAAUGAAGCCGAGCUAAAAGAAAAGAGAAUUCAGAGGACCAAGAGAGGCCUGGAGAUCUUGGCGGAGAGAGCGGAGAUGGUGGUGGACCCGGAAAGCACGCCGUACUUGGACAUAGCGAACCAGACGGGCAGGUCCAUCCGAAUCCCCCCGUCGGAGAGAAAAGCCCUUAUGUUAGCUAUGGGAUAUCACGAGAAGGGCAGAGCUUUCCUGAAAAGAAAAGAAUAUGGAAUAGCCUUGCCAUGUCUGUUGGAUGCCGACAAAUAUUUCUGUGAGUGUUGCAGGGAGCUGCUGGACACGGUGGAUAACUACGCGGUGCUCCAGCUGGACAUAGUGUGGUGUUACUUCCGCCUGGAGCAGCUGGAAUGCCUUGACGAUGCAGAAAAAAAGCUCAACUUGGCUCAGAAAUGCUUCAAAAAUUGUUACGGAGAAAACCACCAGAGGCUGGUCCACAUAAAAGGGAACUGUGGGAAAGAGAAGGUACUAUUUUUAAGACUUUACUUGCUUCAAGGUAUCCGAAAUUACCACAGUGGAAAUGGUGAAGAGGCUCGUGAGUAUCUCAACAAGGCACGUCAGCUCUUUAAAGAGCUGUAUAUCGAUCCAUCAAAAGUUCACAAUCUGUUGCAGUUGGGAUUUACCGCCCAGGAGGCCCGGCUCGGCCUGAGGGCGUGUGAGGGGAACGUGGACCACGCCGCUGCCCACAUCACCAACCGCAGAGAGGAACUGGCCCAAAUCAGGAAAGAGGAAAAAGAGAAGAAAAGACGCCGGCUGGAGAACAUAAACUCGUUGAAAGGAAUGGGCUACUCCACUCACGCGGCCAAGCAGGCCCUGCACCAGGCCAGCGGGAACCUGGACGAAGCCCUGAAGAUUCUUCUCAGCAAUCCUCACAUGUGGUGGUUGAACGAUUUAGAUCCUGAAACCAACAACCAUCGGGAAAGUCCUUCCCAGGAACACAUCGACCAACUUGUCUACAUGGGCUUUGAUGCGGUGGCAGCCGACACAGCGCUGAGGGUGUUCAGGGGGAACGUCCAGCUGGCGGCUCAGACCCUUGCCCACAACGGAGGAAGCCUCCCUCCCGACCUGCAGCUCGCGGCCGAAGACUCCUCGCCGACACCGUCCACGUCCCCUUCGGAUUCCGCAGGUGCCUCUAGUGCCUCAACAGAUGAAGAUAUGGAGACAGAGGCUGUCAAUGAGAUACUGGAAGAUAUUCCAGAACACGAAGAAGAUUAUCUUGACUCAACUCUGGAAGAUGAAGAAAUUAUUAUUGCAGAGUACUUAUCCUAUGUAGAAAAUAUAAAGUCGGCAACAAAAGCGGAAUAAUGGGCAGAAACAAGCACUGAGUUUCUGCUUAUAAAUUCUAUCAUUAUGAAAAGUCGAAUGCA
This is a messenger RNA of Hyaena hyaena (striped hyena), 1993 nucleotides long. It is a transcript of the gene NUB1, whose product is annotated as negative regulator of ubiquitin like proteins 1. The transcript has 15 exons. Bases 87 to 1931 code for a protein of 614 amino acids. Gene Ontology annotation, biological process: regulation of ubiquitin-dependent protein catabolic process. Lineage: Eukaryota; Metazoa; Chordata; Mammalia; Carnivora; Hyaenidae. The record is from RefSeq and is a predicted model, not a curated record. Gene Ontology annotation, molecular function: protein binding.